Porites evermanni is the source of this 1074-nucleotide messenger RNA. The record is from the annotation of a GenBank genome assembly. NCBI's taxonomy places the organism in Eukaryota, Metazoa, Cnidaria, Anthozoa, Scleractinia, Poritidae.
AUGACGGCAAUUGUAAAUUAUCUUCAAAGGCGUGUUUUCAUCGCCAAUCGUAGCAGAAUUCAGAACAUUUGGGAUCGCACGUUCUCAGCCAGAAUAAAUCCCAAACAACUCAACUGGCGCCUCGCGAAAGCAAGUGAUUUCGACGACGUCGUUAAGUUGUCGGAGGGAAUUUACAAUGGUUACGACUUCAUUCCAGUUGUAUUUCACCAAUGGCUUAAAAGGGGAAAUGUAGCCAUAAUGAUGCUGUAUGCGGACAAAAAACUCAUUGGUCUUGAGGCAGGCUAUAUUGUUGACGAUGGGAAAACGCUUGUUCGUCGCGGAGGACGCAUCGCACCUAAUCUUCGUGGACAGGGUCUAUUACGAAAGAUGGUACCUGCAUGGCAGCAAUAUGUAUCAGCAGUAUUUCCUAAAGUCUCCAGGCAAAGAUUUUCGACUUUUGUGGAAGUCAAAGCUAAAGGCGUAAGCCCGUUUAAAAAAGUUCUCGAGCGUGAUGAGCUGUCCUAUUUCGUGGAGGAAAAAUCCAAAGAAAAUUUCGACAGACGUGAUAUUUAUCCCUGGGAGGUGCUCUGUGUAGACAGCGCUGCAACAAAAGAAUUAGAAAUAGAGUCGUGUACCCAAGAGUAUUUCUCCGACGUUAUCCUAUCUUCUGCCGAAACUCAGAAGUUGUUCCCCAACAACAUCCUGGUAUUUGACUGGUGCCCGUAUGAGCCUCUCCGAUCAAAUAUCGAGUUAAUCCCGGAAAAAAACCAUCGCCUUUACUUUUUCGUGGAGAAAUGUUCCAUCAAAGGCAGCCCGAGAUCUUUUAGUUAUGGUGUUCACACACAGACAGUAACAGCCAAAAAAUGGGAGGCCACAGUUUACACCGAUGAUCCAGCUGUCUUUGAAGCUCAUCUUUUGUAUCAGUUCAAGCUUGCUCGUGAAAUCAUCGAAGGCAAAUUCACCUUCUUUUCAGUUCAAGAUAGAAUCAUGACACCAUUUGCUCGAAGGGUACUGGGGGGAAUAUUGCAGCUGAAAGAGGCCAAUUUUCUAAACGACGAGACUAUGAAAGUGUAUGAAAGACCCUUCAUUCGUUAA